AGCGCUGGGAGGCUGCUGUGGGUCGUGGUGACACCGCUGGCCUGAUGCCUUACAUGGGCAAACCUCUCCACUCACCGAGCCGGCUGGAAUUUCAGAGCGUGACGUCAGCGCCCCGCAACUCUCCCAGAAUUUGUUGGAUCACGAAGUUUCACUUUUUUUCGCCGGGAUUUGAGCCUCAGUUUCCUGGAGAGCGAGAUUUCCACACACAGUGAGGAGUAUCACCUUUACUACUCUGCAGAAAUCCCAAACAUCCAGAGAGGAGAAAGGUGUCUGAUCCUGUUGUCCACGUCAUCACUUAGUGUUAAAAAUUGGAACCAUGUGGAACCAAGUGAACAGUGACGACCAGACAGGACAAGUGGCUGCCAGGAUGGAGACCACACCGUCUAUGGGCAGUGCGAGCAUCUCUAUCUCCCAGCAGCAGGCACCCAAGAAAUUUGCCCCGAUGGUUGCACCCAAGCCCAAGUACAACCCUUACAAACAGAUGGGAGAUCCCACCAGCCCUGACCCCUCAGACUACCCUCCCCCUCCACCACCUGCUGAGGAAUCAACCGGUUUCUCAUCAUCCCCUGGUUCCUUACCACCACCGCCAAUGAACUCCUAUGAUUAUCAGAUGAAGGGACCGGAGAAGACGCUCCAGGAGAGGCGCUCCAGUCUGGAUGCCGAGAUCGACUCCCUAACCAGUAUCCUGGCAGACCUGGAGAGCAGCUCGCCCUACAAGCCGCGGAUCGCACAAAACUCUGUAUCUCCAGCAACCUCUUCUCCCAGUGCUCCUGUAACUGGUUACAAGCGUAUGGUCAUUCCAACUCAGCCACCCCUUACUGCAACUAAGAAGUCUACACCCAAAGCUCAGAUUCCUGGGGGAAUCUAUGCUACCCUCCCUUCCUCUGGCAGCCCGGCAACCAAGCCUCAAAGUCACAUGGCUCCUCAGCCUGUCCCAGCCUCCUACGCUACAGCUUCAACCCCAAGCCAGCCCACUUUUAAUGUCCAGGUGAGGUCAGCCCAGCCCGGCCCACAGCAUCAAGCCCCUGGAGGGCACCAUUUUGGCCAGCAGCCCAUUCGCAGCCCUACACAGGUCCAGUACAUGCCUGCCCAGCCCAGAGGUCCUGACUUUGCCUACGGACCACCACAGCCUGGCUUCUCCCCUAUGAGUCAAGGUGCAUAUCAAGAACAGCACCAUCCAGGAGUAGCUCAAGCUGGUGGGCUAAGCUCCAGGAGACCUGAACCUGCCCCCACCCAAGCAUACCAGCCUCCUGGCCCCAAGAAGACCUACAUCACAGAUGCACCACCAAGCCUGCCUUCCUACACUUCUGGACCAAAUGUCCCACCAAAGGGCAGUGCGCCUAUGGCCCAUCCUGAAGACGAGCUGGAGCGUCUGACCAAGAAGAUGCUGUUUGACAUGGACAACCCUCCAUCUGAGGAAUUCUUUGGGCGCUGUGCCAGCUGUGGAGACAACGUGGUGGGUGAAGGCACCGGUUGCACUGCCAUGGACCAGGUCUUCCAUGUCGACUGCUUCGUCUGCAUGACCUGCAGCACCAAGCUGCGUGGCAAGCCCUUCUAUGCUGUGGAGAAGAAGGCUUUCUGCGAGCCUUGCUAUAUCAACACCCUUGAGACCUGCAACAUCUGCAGUAAGCCCAUCAUGGAGCGCAUCCUGCGGGCUACAGGGAAAGCCUACCACCCUCACUGCUUCACCUGCGUGGUGUGCCACCGCAGCCUGGACGGCAUCCCUUUCACCGUGGACGCUUCCAACCACAUCCACUGCAUCGAGGACUUUCACAAGAAGUUCGCUCCACGCUGCUGUGUGUGCUCUGAGCCUAUAAUGCCAGCGCCGGGCCAGGAGGAGACCGUCCGUAUUGUGGCCUUGGACCGCGACUUCCACGUGCAGUGCUACCGCUGUGAGGACUGUGGCUCUCUGCUCUCAGAGGGGGACAACCAGGGCUGCUACCCUCUGGACGGACACGUCCUCUGCAAAAACUGUAACUCCAGCCGCAUCCAGGACCUCACCGCCAAGACCACCACUGACCUCUGAACAAGCCGGCGCCCGGUCACCUCCACUGUGAUAACCCAACGCUCGCUCACUCUCUCUUUCUCUCUCUCUCUCUCCCUCCUUCACUCCCUCCCUUUCUCGCAGGCAUACCCAUCCACAGUUGCUUGCAUUCACCAUAUAUAUAUAUAUAUGAAUUUAUGAAUAUAUUCACCUUCAGAAACAAAAAAUACCAUUACAUGUUCACCUGCAUAUAUUAUCUAUAGACUCAUUGCAUUCAAAGCAGAAGAGACAGUACUUGUGUCUCAAUUCAGGGGGAUGUCCUACUUUGAAGGCACCUUUUUAAAUGCUUCCCUCCACCCACCGAACCCUAUCCAUAAAGCUCAAUAAUUUUAUAUCUCAUAUGUGGUUUUUCAGGGGAUUAUUUGCUGCUUCUGGCCAAGACAUAUUCCUUCACAUAACCCACCAUCGUCCACCACCACAAACCCACAAUAAGGGCAGCAUUGGAGGAGCUCAUUUUCCAGAUUUAGUUGUUUCUGGACAGAUCUGUGUUAGCUAACUUCCCCAUUCCUUGUCUUAACAUUAAGGUACUACUCGCCACAACAGAGCAAAUAAUCGUAUUUUCCCAAAGUGUUAAACUGUUGCUUAGAAUCACUCUGAAUCCAUCAGUUACAAUUUGCAUCAUCACUCAGUGUUAUAUCUCAUAUCAUAAUUAUCUUCAGCCUGUAUCUUCCAGCCACUGUGCACAUCCAUGCGUUUAAGCAUGCAACCCAAAUUGUACACACUGACUGGUUCUCGUGAUCUAAAAUGUGAGAACAUGCAGGAUGUCUGACACAUGUGCCCUGCAGGUGGAGAGGGUGUGUGUAUGAGUGUGUUCAGAAAAAGCCACGGCGCGUUCAGUAAAUCAUUUAGUUUGUUCUUUCAUCUUUAUUAAAGUGCACAUGCACAGACAGCACACACAGAGGGAUGUAAUGACACAGUGAAGCUUAUUAUUAUAAAACAGUUCUGCAUAACUGAACACCAAAGAAUUGAAUUCAAGCUAGCAUGUGUUGUUAUUCUAUUUGCAACUAUAUGAAAACAUUUCCUUCAGUGUGUGGCUCGUCGGAAACACAACAGACAAACAACAAAAUCUGCAAUAGGCGGCUGUUCUUCUUCUUUGUUCGGUUUAUAGACGGGUGGCAACCAAUGUCAAGGUGCGUUACCGCCAUCCACUGUGUUGGUGCACCGGUCCUGGAGGUACUGCAAUACCAGGUCGAUAAAUGCAAUUCUCCUUUUUAACAUAAUAUUGUCUCUGUACUUUCCUGUAGACUUUGCAUUGAUAUAAACAGCAUUUAAUGUUUUUGUUAGCCUGAACUGUACAAUCAAGACAUUCCAUUCAUAGAAACGUGGCUGGUUAGAGCAAAUAGACCAUAGAUGAUUCACCAUGCCAUGGAUUAGAUCAGUGACUGCACUCCAAGCAGUCCGGCAGGGAAAACCAAUAUGACAUGGCUAUGCAAUUUUUAAUGUUAAUUGCAUUGACACUUUAUAAGAAAUUUUUAUGAAUAAGGAAAUAUUUUACCUGUACAGAUCCAAGCAUAAGUGUCCUUAUAGUAAUCCUUUAAUCCAGACUAUGCUGGUACUUUGUGACUUUGUGCGUCACUGUGCUGUGUGUCAGUAUUGAUUUAUUUCAGUGACGCGUCUAUUAUAUCUAGUGUUUGUUUAACGUUGAUGGGCGAAGAAGGGACCUUUCCCAAAUAUGAUUUUUUUUUUUUGUUAUUGUUUGUUCCACUCAAGGUGAUGGACCAGUAGUUUGACUGCUUGUUUUGAUCUGAUGUAAUGAGACAUUUAAAGAUGGUGAGUUCAAUGUACCCUGUGUAAUUUUCACCACUUUUUGAAUCUUGUCAUUCCUGUGUGAGACAGUGAGGGAACAAAGACACACAAAAUGAAUACAAAACGAUCACAGACACAUGCAAAGAGAUGUAAAAUGGCUAUUAUAUGGAUUUUUGUAUGGGGAUGUGGCAUUUAUGUAGGAGGGCUCAGGCACCUUUGCACUUGCACAGCAUCAAAGGGUCCAAUAUCCACGGCGAUAGGAAUCACAGGUAAUAUGCCACAACAAUUUAAACAACUGUUUUCACACCAUUCAACUGAUCAGCAAUAGUGUCCGUGAUGUAGAGAUGACUACACAUCUGGAAAAAGGAUCUCAACAUUCCAUUUUACAUUAUUCAUCAGUUUUGUUAAUGAAAAAUCUUUUAAUUGAAUGGAAAUCAAUUCAGAAUCUUUGACAGUGAACUCUGAUUUUGAGCCAAACUUCAUCGUCCACAGGGUACAUUUAAACACCACAGACAAUGUUAUUCAUACUGGUCGGCCAGUGAAUUAUCUGGACUGGUUGCUUACAGUCAAACCACAUCACGCAAACCAGAGUAUUUCAAAACCCCUGAUGAACAAAUGUCCUGUGCAUGUGUAUUUAUAGGUUAUGAACAUUAUAAUUUCCAGAGACUUCUCUCUACUUCUUCUUUCUGUCUUCCUGUCACAUUCAGUUUGGUGCCAUCUGGAUAUGUGAUAGAAAGUGAUAAACGAACAAAUUAAACUCUAUUUACUUCAUGUAUAAUAAUCCGAAAGUGUUCACAGGAGACUUGUUAGAUCAGUUUGAGUGUGGCACUAUUUUACCAGGGUAUCACAAUGUAAAUGUAUGUGCUAAUAAGAUCAUUCAUUAAUUAAAUAUGAUUACAGCAAAAUCGCCUACAGCAGAGUUAUAGGAAACAACUGAGUUUUUAACAUCCUUUAACAUCCAGUAAAAACUUGUGUUUGAGCUGAAGGUGGCACAGAGGUUGAACUCUGUUUAUUUGGUUCUCAGGCGUGCAGAGACAGAAGCAGCCGCACAGACAGAAGCAGCCGCACACGCCUCGAGCAGGAAGCCAGGGAAGGCUGCUUCUGUGGAAGGUUAGGCAACCUCAACUCCAUAUCCUGAGGAAUUUAUUUCAUCAAUAUCUGACGCGCAUAUUUAGCCAGACAGUUCAUCGGUCACAGAGAAAAACCAACAGACAACGAGACCCUUGCAGCUGAGGAAGAUCAUCUCCGUGCAGCGCCAGAGAAAGACUUCUCAGUGCGUCUUAAAAACAUGUUGAAGUGUCUCAAAGGUGUCACAGAACUCCAGAUAGUCUAUUUAUAUCCAUCAUGAGCAUCUUUUAUAAUUUUAUUAGUCUUUUCUCAAGUAACAAACUAAACUUAUAUUCUGCCUAUUCUGUCUCCUCCACUCACACCAGCUGCAUCCUGUCCAGGCUGACUGUGGCCAUUUGACACUUCUGAUUACCUCUGGUUGCCAGGCAACAGGGGACACAAGAAAAACACACACUCCAUAUAUCAUUAUGUCACUUACUGUACUUUGCUAGGUUUCAGCUCAGAGAUGUAGCCGGGGAUCCGACCGAGUUAGCAUGUGAUGUUGGCAGCGUGGUAAAGGUCGCCGCGGGGCCCUGUGACCUGCUGCGAUAAUUAGACAAGCAGUGGUGAAGGUCACAACACGAGUUUAACAUCCGCCGAUGAAAACCCAGAGGAAGGAGUCAAAGUGACUCAGGAGGCAGAGAAAACAAUCAACCAUCAGUGAGGCGAUGAAUUUCGAAAAAAGCACUAUAGUGGUGCUCAUUGGAAAUUAUUAUUCAGGUAUCGGGUGCAGAGUUCGUUCAGUCCAUAUUGCCUCAGUUUUCUAUAGUAGCCUGUGUGUUGUUUUAUUUUUACACUGUUGAUGCCUUCCAGAGUUGUUAAACCUGGUUUGUGACAGUCUGAGGAAGCUCCAUGUAAAGAUGUAGUCCAUAUCUUUGCAGAGUGAGACCUCUUACAUCAGACUUACAGUGUGUUUAAGGGACUUGAAAGCAGUUGAUGAAACCGAACGUUACCAUGUAACAACUUUAACUAUUUAACCAAUAUUAAAAUGUGAGGUAAUUUAAAGCUUUGCUAAAAUAAUAUAAUCAUAACAGUGGAUUCAAUAAUUAGGUGUAAUGUAAAACGUGUCUCUCCUGGUGAUGAUCCCUCAAAGAAUCAUCACCAGAUUUUGCAGUUUCACUCUUAAGUGUCUUUCAGCUCAAUGUUUUGGUUUUGUGUGGUCCACACUCACCGAUCUAAGUAUCUAUUUAUCCCUUUAUUAAGUGGUAAUAGCCACUUCUAUAAAACCUUUAACACAAGUUAACAUCAUGUGACAUAAACCAAACUCGCAAAACCAGAAUCGCCAUAAUACUAAUCCUGAUGAAAGUCUUUUCGGGUGUUAAAUAAAAUGUUGUCAGUAUUUAAAUCUGAUCUUAUUAGCAUGUAUUUUACAAAGUGUACCCUGGCCUGGCCCCUGAGCACAGAGGUGAAUCUAUGCUUUAGCUUUCCAUUGUGCCAUUACAGCUGUCUUACACUCCUGUUUGUCAGCGGACACAUCGCACACGUUUGUAGGAGCAGCUCGGACGUGAAUCCAUUCAAGACGUCUGAUGCUUUUAUUACAGAGUCCAUCUAAUGAUUUUUUUUAAAGUAUUUGUUAAGUGUAUUUGUGUUGUGUUACUGUCUUUGUUUGUGUAAAAGUGCCCUCGGCUGAGCAGCACUGAAUCACUAAACUGUCGUGUUUUUCAAAUGUUGCUCUGCCUCGCUCAAAGAUGUUGCCUUGUUUACUUGUGUUUUGCCAAAGUAAAUAAACAGGCUGCCUUUUGUUUGUGAGUCCGUACAGUGGGAUGUCUAUAUCAGGUGUGGUGACUUUAAGACCAGCAGCAGGGUCUGAACCGCUGCUGUGUGAGAAAGUGCUUGACCCCCUGUUGAUAAAGUUAAGCGUCUCAUCUGUUCUUCAUCAUUGGAAGGGGCAUGUAGUCAACUGUUGUUUUCUCUUCUUCAAUAAAAAGCUUUUGCAACAGCA
This is a messenger RNA of Platichthys flesus (European flounder), 6839 nucleotides long. It is a transcript of the gene lpp, whose product is annotated as LIM domain containing preferred translocation partner in lipoma. Gene Ontology annotation, cellular component: stress fiber; focal adhesion. The record is from RefSeq and is a predicted model, not a curated record. The coding region runs from base 317 to 2026 and encodes 569 amino acids. Lineage: Eukaryota; Metazoa; Chordata; Actinopteri; Pleuronectiformes; Pleuronectidae. The transcript is spliced from 12 exons. Gene Ontology annotation, biological process: cell-cell adhesion.